AUGUUUGACCGCGGUCCAAGGCUUCUGAGAGAGAUUUGGGCGCUUACGGCCAUCGCCAUUGUCAUAGUCGCCUUGAGGGUGAUUGCGAAAAUCAGGAUUCGGAAAUUUGACUGGGAUGAUAUUCUCAUGGUGUCCGCGUUGGUUAGUCUGUCGCCGUGUAACAUUUUGAAGAUCAACGCUAACCUGAUGCCGGGAAUUCAGGUCCUGACUCUAGUCGGAUCAGCUCUGAUCACCGUGUGUGUUCAAUAUGGGUUCGGUCGCCAUGUCUGGGACCUCAACACCACAACGGUCGUUCCCAAAGUGAUCAUGUUCGACUAUUUGACACAGACAUUCGGUAUUGCGGGCGGUACGAUGGGUCGCAUUUCCUUCAUUCUCUUCAUCAGUGGGCUGCUUGGCACUAGAAGAUCACAUAGAGUGAUACUGUGGGUUAUCGUUCUGUUACAAAUCCUGACCAACGUGAUGUUGAUCAUCAUUCUAUUUGUCCAAUGUCCCGGACAUGCGUCCGCAAUCUGGACGAAGGAUGGGGGAAAAUGCUGGGAUGUCCACAUCCAAGCAUACUACGGCUAUUAUCAGGGCUCGUUGAACUCGGCCACAGACCUUUACUUGGCCGUGUUUUCCACCUAUAUCUUCUGGAAUUUGAAUUUGCAGUUACGGGUCAAGAUCGGCUUGGUCACUCUCCUCGGAUUGGGUAUUUUUGCAAUGGCCGCAUCCAUCAUGAAAGCAGUACAAACUCGAGUCCUCGCCCACGCCCACGAUGAUCCAACUACCGCAACCGUCAACUACGAUCGCUGGCUAUACAUCGAAGCUUACGUCGUCAUCAUCACGGCAUCAAUACCUUGCAUCCGAUCGCUCAUGCGAUCGGUCCGAGGCGGGACAACGGGCACUGGACGAAGCGCAUACGAGUUGAGUUCACCAUGUACCGGAAGCUCUGUGCCCACGCCCCGAUCCCGGAGGUUGACCCCAAAGGCGAUGAUCCGUAUACAGGAUCAUUCUAGCGCGGAUGAUAUCUUGGAAGGGCAUCAUAUUGAGAUUGAUAUAGAACACGAGAGGAUCGACUCGAAAACUUCGGCACAAGUCUAUGUAUAG
Penicillium digitatum Pd1 is the source of this 1086-nucleotide messenger RNA. The record is from RefSeq and is a predicted model, not a curated record. Lineage: Eukaryota; Fungi; Ascomycota; Eurotiomycetes; Eurotiales; Aspergillaceae.